AUCUAGUUAUAGUUUUAGCAAAGUGUUAUCAAAUUUUCACUACCAAAAAAGAAUGGAGAAUCUUGGUUGGUUUCCUACAAAUGGCAAAAAGGCAAUGGAAGAAGAGCUUAUUAGAGGACGUGACAUGGCAAAUCAAUUACUAGAAGUACUUACUUUUGAAGAUAAGUCUAAUAUUAUUAAACAAAUCAAAGGGUCAAACUCAAGAUCAUCAAAAGUGUUACCUAAAGAUGUUGCUCAAGAUCUUGUUCGAGAGGUACUUAAAUCAUUGACAAAUACACUUUUGUUAUUGAACAAGAGAGAAGACUCUAGUGAUGUUCCUAUAACAGUUAGAGAAUUUUCUUUCUCAACCAAUUGCCACAAGAUGGAGGAGGAUCUGGAUGAAGCUUGCGAACAACUAAAAACUCUCAACACAGAAAGUCCAAAAGGAACGAAAAAGAGAAAGUUAUCUGUACCGACUUGGGAAAAAACCACCUCAAUAUUGAUUGAUGAUGGUCAUACAUGGAGAAAAUAUGGACAAAAAACAAUAGCAAAUUCCAAAUUCGUCAGGAGUUACUAUAGGUGUACACACAGCGAUCAACAUUGUGAAGCAAUGAAACAUGUUCAAAGAAUUCAAGAGAAUCCUCCAUUGUAUAAGACUACGUGUUAUGGCUAUCACACUUGCAAAAACUAUUUUCAAUCAAAUAUAAUUUUUGAACCCGUUUCGUCAUCAGACUCUUCUAUAAUACUUAGUUUUGAUAAUAACAUUCCAAGUAAACAAGAAGAUAUGUUAUGGUCAUCGCCACCAUUGCCACCACUAUCACCGGUUCGCGUCUCUUCGGAAGGGAAUCAUGUGGAAGUAAUGCAUGUUGAUCAUUUUUCUCAAAAUCAAUUUUUUCUUUCGGAGAAUCUCCAAUUAUGGGAAUCUGAUGUUUAUUUAAACCUUUUGAGGGACGUUAAUGUGUUACCACCAUUGAGUGAAAACUUAGGUAUUCUUAAAUAG
Molecule: messenger RNA, 979 nt
Organism: Lathyrus oleraceus (garden pea)
Lineage: Eukaryota; Viridiplantae; Streptophyta; Magnoliopsida; Fabales; Fabaceae
Product: probable WRKY transcription factor 62
Exons: 3
Coding region: 53-979 (308 amino acids)
Biological process (GO): regulation of DNA-templated transcription
Molecular function (GO): sequence-specific DNA binding; DNA-binding transcription factor activity
Source: RefSeq, a predicted model, not a curated record